This is a messenger RNA of Saccostrea echinata, 910 nucleotides long. RefSeq lists its product as uncharacterized. The transcript has 4 exons. The record is from RefSeq and is a predicted model, not a curated record. Lineage: Eukaryota; Metazoa; Mollusca; Bivalvia; Ostreida; Ostreidae. The coding region runs from base 50 to 799 and encodes 249 amino acids.
UAGAUUUUCCAUCUUUUUAGUUCCUACCUUAGACAAGGCUUUAGAUAAAAUGGAAGAAGACUGGGUUCUCAUCGACAGCGAUCCGCAAAAAUUUUUUGAGAUGAUGAUAGAAACGCUACAUGACAAACUUGUUCAGAUUAAGGACAAAAUUCAAGAUUAUUCUCCCGAAGACUUGGACAAAUGUGAGCAGUGGGUAAUACUAAUUAACGUUCCUUGUACCAUGAGUGACAUCAACUCUGAAUAUGUACCCACACAACUCAAAGAAAAGACUGAAAGUGUGUUUGAUUUACUGGAAUCGCUACAAAACUCCAUAGAGAAAUACAAAAGACGAGGAAAAGUCCAAGUUGAACAGGAGGCAAUUAAGAAGGAAAUAAACAAGAACGAAAAACUACAAUUUCGACUGGAACAGUUAGACCGGCAAAUACAGCUGUUUAAAACGGAAGAAGAACGUCUAAAAGAAAAGGUUUCAACUCUUGAGCUACAAAAGGAAGGUCUACUUACCAGAUUAAGCCAAGUUGCGGGUCUAAAGGUGUACGACAACAAUCCAAACAUACAGGACUUAUCAGAUACUAAGAGACCAAUGAAGCUAGCAGAGGCUUUUGGAGAACUGUACGACAAUGAGUGGACCAACGCGUUGGACGAGCUACUGAAUCAGAAUGCAACAGAAAGAGUGGCUAUUGAUCAGCUAACAAAUACUUUAAAAGUAUCUUCACAUAAAAUUAUAUUUUGCCAAAAUAAACUUCCGAAUCUCUAUUCCACCAUGUGUCUCAACAAAUCAUUUAUAGAAAAAACUAUUUAGAAAACAUUUUCCAAACAGAACAAAACCAAUGUAUCUAUAUGUUAAGGAAGUUAUGCUUUAAUAAGAUAUCAUAUGUUAUGCCAGAUUGAAUCCAGGGUUAAACCAUCAUAU